AUUCCUGUAUCGGGAAGCUGUAAGGAUUUGCGGGAAAAGAGGUCUAAAGGGAGAUAGUCAAAAUAUGCAGGUAAUUGCCUUUUCCCUACUGCUGCUCUCCAUCAUCGCUGGUUCAAAUGCACGGUUUCAACGUAAUUCAAAAAGAGAAAUCAAAGAUGAACGAAAAAAAGGGAAUACGCUGAUUGAGGAUUUAGCAGAAGCUGAGAAUCCUAUCAACUUACGCAGUAUCUGCGACGUUAACUAUGUGAAAGUCGGAUGCUUCAAAGAAGACAGCAACGACAGAGCGCUUUCACAGGAACUUUUCCAAGACCGGACGCCAAACAGCGUGGACUGGACUGACUACAGCACAUACCUCAAGAAUCUGGCAUGCCGUUGCGCCAAAAUCAGUGCCCAGAAAGGUUUUACUUACUUUGGUCUCCAAGACUACGGACGGUGCUUCAGUGAUCCACAUGCCUCAACAGGUUACAGCAAGAACGGAGGCUCAAACGAUUGCUCUAAUCAACACUACCAAUCGUGUGAUGACAAUGCUUACGGGGAGUGUGUAGGCAAAAGCAAACAAGUGAAUUACAUAUACCAAAUCAGUGUCGAUGAUGGCAGUGGUAAUGGUGGGAUUGACUAUGGCAACGCAUACGAUCAAGUCGACCUUAAAGACUUGAAUACCUACAAUUAAUCAAAUCCAGAUGUAAUAUAGGUCCUCUCAAUUGUUCCCUUCUUUAUGUUCUAAGUUAGGCACCGAGCUAUUUUCGUAUUGAGAUUUUCUUUCUUUUCAUUUCAAUGGGUGUUGAAAAGCGCUUUUUUGGAUCAUUGUUUGUUGCCUAAGAAGUACAGGGGUGCAUAAAUAAAAAAUAAAAUAAAAUUAUAAUGAUA
Stylophora pistillata is the source of this 867-nucleotide messenger RNA. RefSeq lists its product as uncharacterized. NCBI's taxonomy places the organism in Eukaryota, Metazoa, Cnidaria, Anthozoa, Scleractinia, Pocilloporidae. The record is from RefSeq and is a predicted model, not a curated record.